AGCAGUCGGCUGCCACUCUGGUCCGUAGCCACGAUGGAUACAAUACCUUGCGCUUUGUUCCUCCUGCUUUUUGUAACAAGGAUACAGGAAAAUAAUGCCCUCCAAUGUCACUGUGAGCGCUGCAGUGCCAACUCAAGCUGUACAACAGAUGGCGUCUGUUUCGUCAAUAUCCGCAAGACAGGCAACCGGUUGACGACGGAGCUGCGCCAUUGUGUUCCCGAAAAAGAACUGUUCCCGCGGGAUCGACCCUUCAUCUGUGCCCCAUCCUUCAAGCAUGACACAGUCCUUUAUCCGAUUUGUUGUACCACAGAUUAUUGCAACAAGGACCCUGACCUCACCGUUAUCCCUGUCCCCACUGCAAAGACUCCAUCUCUGGGACCUGUAGCUCUUGCUGCGGUGAUUGCUGGACCAGUGUGUGUAUUCUGCUUGCUGCUCGUUUUGGCCUUCUAUGCCUGCCAUAGCCACCGGGGGCUGGGGGCCGGCGGGGCAGGAGCCCACCAUCACCACCACCACCGGGUACCCAAUGAGGAGGAUCCCUCCAUGGACCACCCAUUCAUCACAGUUGGAACAACAUUGAAGGACCUAAUCUAUGAUAUGACCACCUCAGGUUCAGGAUCAGGGCUGCCACUUCUUGUCCAGAGAACCAUUGCCAGGACCAUCAUCCUCCAGGAGAGCAUAGGGAAGGGGCGUUUCGGGGAGGUGUGGCGAGGGAAAUGGCGUGGUGAGGAAGUGGCUGUAAAGAUAUUCUCCUCCCGGGAGGAACGGUCUUGGUUCCGAGAGGCUGAAAUCUACCAGACCGUGAUGCUGCGACAUGAGAGCAUUUUGGGCUUUAUCGCCGCAGACAACAAAGAUAAUGGGACAUGGACUCAGCUGUGGCUUGUGUCAGACUACCAUGAGCACGGCUCGCUGUUUGACUACCUUAACCGCUACACUGUCACCGUUGAAGGAAUGAUCAAGCUAUCCCUGUCCACAGCCAGUGGCUUGGCCCACCUCCACAUGGAAAUCGUUGGCACACAAGGUAAGCCAGCGAUUGCUCACCGAGAUCUGAAGUCAAAGAACAUUCUGGUGAAGAAGAACGGAACCUGCUGCAUUGCAGAUUUAGGUCUGGCUGUUCGGCAUGACUCAGCUACGGACACAAUUGACAUCGCUCCAAAUCAUAGAGUUGGAACCAAAAGAUACAUGGCUCCGGAAGUACUGGACGACUCCAUAAACAUGAAACAUUUUGAAUCUUUUAAGCGAGCUGACAUCUACGCCAUGGGAUUGGUCUUCUGGGAGAUUGCCAGUCGUUGCUCCAUGGGAGGAAUCCAUGAGGACUACCAGCUGCCCUACUAUGACCUGGUUCAGUCAGAUCCGUCAGUGGAGGAGAUGAGAAAGGUUGUUUGUGAGCAGAAGCUUCGCCCUAACAUUCCCAAUCGCUGGCAGAGCUGUGAGGCGCUGCGCGUCAUGGCUAAGAUCAUGAGAGAGUGCUGGUAUGCAAACGGCGCUGCUCGGCUCACGGCGCUGCGGAUCAAGAAGACCUUGUCCCAGCUCAGCCAACAGGAGGGAAUCAAGAUGUAGACGGCAAACUACCAAACACACUUCUGACUGGCAUCCAUAUCAUUCGCAUCGUUAUCAUCCACAUUGUUAUUCAUUCAUUUUUCUCCCCUCUCCUCUGGAUUGGAAGGGAAGCUCAGACGAUAUUUCCCCAGUGGUCUCGUUUUCUCACCCUUAACUGAAUGGUGAGUUCUCCAUUUACAAAUGAAGACACCUGAAUCCAUUGAUGGAUGGAUGGAUGAGUGGGUGGAUAAAUGGCAGAAUCUGAUGACGGCAGUGCCUGAGGGCCAUAAGAGUGGCAUUAAAGGAAGCCUUCGCUUAUUUUCCUCCAUGCUCCUUUACUCAUUAAAGGAAGACUCUUCAAGACCCAUUAGGGCAACGGGAGUCCAUCCCAGUCUGGUCUUCAUUGCUCAGACACCCUCAGGUAGAUUAAACAGCAGACAGUCAGCUGGUCUCACCUGAGAAACCGCUGAGCUGCCUUACAUAUUCAUCAUCUCUGCCUCAUUUGUAUAUUAGCAUCUCAUUAUUCACUUCACUGGGCUAUAAGCUACUCGCCUCAUUCAACAUUUUCUCUGAUGUGAUUUGUCACAUUAGCCCAAUCCACAUGGACAAUUUACAAACACAAACACAUUCUUUGAAGAAUGUCAUGAUACAAAGUGCUCCCACAACACUAAUGCAUUCUAGUCUGGGGUUAACCAUCUUUAGUUUGACUUUACAGUGAGAAAUACACAGGACAGGUAGUCAUUUGUAUUGGCCUAGUUCAUGGAAACUACUAUGAAAUGCAGAAAGUCCUUCAUGAGUCAUUCUUAAGCAUUUUUGUUGUACUGGGAGCAGCAAAAUGAAGUCAUUGUUUGCCUGAGCUAGUCGAAAAUUUGCUUUGAAGUUCAGCCUUGAUGAAAAGUAUUUUAGCAUAAUUAUUAUUCAUCAUACAAUAGACGGUGGAUGUGAGUAGCACUGGGGACUGAAGCAUGGACCAGAGUAUUACGACACCCUGUUUGUCAUCGCUUCACCAAUUUUGCACCUGGUUUUUAUUUUCUUACUCAUGUAUUAUUUCCCCCGUCUCCACCUGUAUUAUGGCGAUGGAAAGGUCAGUUUAAUUUAUUGUUUUUUUUGUCUUUUCUUUGGAGUGGCAGGGCAUCUUUUUUUUCUUUUGAAAAGUUAAAACUGGACAUGAUGACCUUGUUUAGUUUUGGCAAACAUGCUGCAUCAUAUGCAAUUUACAGUAUAUAAAUGUGUCUAUUUUCUAUUCUCUGCUAAAAUUACAAACAACAACAACAAUCAGCCGCCAUCAUGCCUUCCAGUCCAGCUGUUACCGGAAAGUGCCAGUGCUUUAAAAAACAAAAAACAAACUCCUCUUGCCGGUUGGUGUGCAUUUGUUUCUUGCAUGUACGCAGCUAUGUGUGCGCGUGUGUGUGUGUGCGUGUGUGUGCGCGCGUGUGUGUGUGUGUCAGAGGAGGCCGAGCAUACACUAGCUCGUACUAUGCACACCCAAAAAGUCCAGAAGGAAAGGAAAGAUAUGUAACACAGCGCACAACGCCGAUAACAACCCAGCCUCAACCCUCUGGUGCCAUUUCAUGACCUGCCCUUUGAACACGUGAACACACAAACACCUCAGCAAACAACUCUUUGGAUUUCUUGUCCUCCUGGUGUAGACCGUCGGUGUCUGGAAACUGACCAUCAGUGAUGAUCUUUUUGUUUGGGGGCAAUCAGCGUCACAAAAGCUUUCAAACACUUACAGGAAUGACAGAUGUUGGCCCUGUGAAUACAAUCUGUUGGAUUUCUAAAUUUCAUGUUAAAUUCCUGUUUGUGCAGCCCUGUAAAGUGGUCUUUUAAAAAGUCUUUCUUCAUGCAACAACAUAGUCAUUCAAAAGCCCAGUUGUUGGGGACCCCCCAGAACCGACACAGCUUUAGGGACCAACACACAGGAACUUCUGUCUACAUAUGCGAGAGGUCAUCAAAACUGUCGACAAGAAAAGUAGUUGCUCAAAGGUUGUUCACCAUUUCCAUCAAGUUUAUCCCCUAAACUGACAAAAUCAAGAAUUUCAAUCCUAUGGAAAGCUGAGCAUUGAAUCAAUAUUCUUCAUAUCCAUCUUAAGCUCCGUGUACACGUGUGCUCUAUGUCCUCACUAUAGGACACGUACAUGUUACCAGUGAGGCAAAACUGCAUUAGUUGACAUCUGUGCGCUACUAGUGAAACAUUAGAUAUUAACUACACUGAAGUAGAAUUUUGAAGUGUUACUCGUAGCACGUAGUUGCCAGUAACAUGUAGUUGUCCUACUCGUGAGAACAAAGAAUACUAGUACGUGGACCUAAAGAUGGAUAUGAACGAUAUCGAAUAAAUGCUCAAACAGCAUUCCAUAGAGCCUCCUUCUUUAAGUUUCAGCAGUUGAAAUAAGAUUCACAAGGACUAACGGGUCUAACCCAACCCCCAAAAUGAUUAAAUAACUAAUUAAGAGGUGUGUCCAUAUCAUCUAAUUUUUGCCUGCAAUAUCUGCAAUCGGGUCACUUUGCCUCAAGGAAAUAUUUGCAUAUUGGAAGGGCGGGGAAACCAUAACAAAUCAUCAAAAAUAUCAAAUCCAAACAAAAACAUAUUGAGCAUUUUAUUUUGGGUCACACCUCAUGCAUGUAUUUCAGUAGAAAAUGAAAUAUCCACGUUCACUUGAGUAUUUAGAGAUCUACUCAAUGCAGUAUUUUACAACAAUCCUCAAAUACAUCCCUAUGAGGUUUUCUAAGUUUGUCAGCCUGGCAUUUGGAUUAAUUUCAAGGCUGUAAUAACAUUUUCAAAGCGGGUGUUCGUAAACUGUACAGCCAAAAUCACAUGUAGCACCUGGUUUCACCGUCAUGUUUGUUCUGUUGCCAAUAUUACUCUACUGUACAUUUAAAUCAUCGGAUAUGUUUGCCUUUGCUAUUUGUGUCAAAGCCAUUGUAAUACAGAGACCAAAACAUUGAAUUCAAUGCAGCUUGUUACAUGGGCAAUAGAAAAUCCACAUCUAUUUGUGUUCACUUUGAUUCCCUUGGUGUUUAACUGCGUGGCAAUUUGUCUACGGUGUUUUUCUUAAUAGCUUUGUGAUGUAUUGACGUGCUGCUUAUUUCUCCGACUCGCUUUCCCUUUUAAAGGCGAUAGCUGCCAUUGGAUGUAAAUAUCCUCACAUCGCUUAGAAUCGAGUCUUCUGUUCCACGUCGUCAAUGCGAAUCACGCCUGUUUUGUUUGUUUAGGUUGGGAAAACCACCGUGCCAAUUCACCAUGACCACUGAAUCCGAGCAGCUUGUUCAUAUGAGCAUUUAUUUUAUAGAUGCAACGAUAAGUAAGCCGUGAAUGAAAAUUUAAGUAAAUGUAUAUUUUUCAAGAACAACUAUGGAUUGGUUCUAUUCUUAAAUAACAUAUCUGAAGAUAUCUAAUCUGACGUAAUCCCCUUGUUGGUUGGUGUAGGGAUUGGUAAAGCCUCGUCUUUAAUGUGCUGUGUGAAACGGAGUUGUGUAAAAAAUGCCUUCUCAAAUUAGAUUUUGAUGAUGUCUGCUCACGUCAAAUUCAUACCUGUCCUAGUUGAUUUUGAAGGAACAUUCGACAAGGUUAAAUAGCAAGUGAAGUGGUCGUUUAUCCAGGGCGUUAAAUAAAAUAAAAAGACUGAAACUCCUUUCGUGUUACAAGAAAUGAAUAGGAUAUUAAAUGAACAAGAUUACUGACUAGAGUGAUGGAUUGUUCUGUCUAGGCCUUGGAGGACAAAGUGAUUGGUGGUGUUGGUGGAAUAAGAGCAAAACCUAGGGUGGGACUGUCGCUGUGUGUCUUGUAGGUUCCAUUAGCAACGUCAUUUCUCUGGGAUCUGUAUUAAAAGAAAAAAAAAGAAAAUACUCUACUGCACCUCUGGAAUGUCAACUCAGACAACCCUCAUUCUUGUCUUAAAAGUCACCAGCAGCCUUGUACUUUUUCUUUUUCUUUUCAAAGCCCAAGGUGACUUAAAUGUACAAAAAAAAACCAUUUUUUUUAAUGCUUUGUUACCUUUGUCUUGUCAUUCCAUGUGCUCUAUUCUCAUAGCUACAAAGGCCACACUUCACUGCAGCUUGCAGCUCAAGCUCAGGUUUCACUUGACUGAAAGUACUAGAUUUCAUUUGUAUUUCAUUUUGGUGUAUGCUUGAAACAACCACGUUCAUACAAACAGGGGUAGUACACUUCGAAACACUAACCUUAUACUCACUUUUGUUGUUUUGGUGAACAAUCAAAAGCCAGGAUGGAACUUCCAAAUUGUCAGUUCAUUAUUGGAACAUAAACACUACUUACAAAGACAGUUGGAGAUACAGUGAAUCCUUGCAUAUUUGCUGUUCGGCACUCACAAAUUCCAAUUUUAUAUUUAUUUUUUUCCCCCAAAAUGUAUUUUUUCUUUCCAAUUACAAUACAUUGUCAAUUAUUUGUGGAUUUUUGCUGUUCCUAGCAGGGCUCUGUCUUAAACCCCCUCGAAUUGUGGGGGUCCAAUGUAAAUAUUAGUCAUUAACCUUUGUUUCAAGCAUACAUUGGCGUGACUUUUUAAAGUGACUUUUUGGUUGUGAUAAAAUUGAUUCAGUUCUCAACACAUUUAAAAAGGCUGAAAAUACAUACAGUACAUGUACUGUAUGACUUUUAGAGACGAGUGGCCGUUUUCCUGCUCUGUGUGUUGGAGAGCUAAAAAAAUAAAAAAUAAAAAAUAGGGACACCGCAAACAAUGCCAGCAGCUCUACCACCUCAGGCCAUAAACAGCUGUGAAUAUAUCGACUAAGCAUCCGAGAGUGUCCAAUCGGAGCACAAAACCUGCGUCACAACCCAAAGGUCACGACAGCAGCUUGUGAGCAUGCAAAUAUCGACAACACAGGUCGUCUUCUCUCUUUUUUAUGCAAAAACUGCGAGAGCAUCGUCCGCACAGGUUCAUCGAUUUAGUGUCUAUGCUUAUGUGAGCCACACACUGUGAAAAGGACCAACGUUGCUCCGAAAACGGUCCAGGCAACGAUCAAGUUGUAGCCCUACACUCAACUACGGGGAUCUAAAUAUUACCUGACAAAAAGGCUUGGGUCAAUAAAGUGCUCAGAAAGGCUGCAGUGAAGCUGUUGUGGCAUUAGAAGUAGCAGAAAGCUUUUUUUAAAUAUUUUUCUUCAUUGACUUUUCAAAUGCCAAGACUACACGUGAUUGUCCCUUUUGCUUUACAGUAUAUAGAAGUCAUCCUGAAGCUGAACAUCAUCAUAAUCAUAAUUAAGCUAACAAAAAGAUCGCUUUUUAAAAGAAAAUACCUCCACUUUAAAGACCAAUGUGUUUUACCUCACUGUAAAUAUAGUCUCUAUUUGUUUACUCCCAUUUGUUUUUAUUUCUAUGAAAUGCUUAAGAAAUUAAAGAGAAGUUUUGUUUUCUUUCUUCUAUGGUACCUUUUUUGGUCACGCGGCAUCGUGUUGUGUUUGUGUAGAGUCCAAACAUUGACGAAACGAUUCCUCAUUGCCAUUCAUGCUCUGUAUAUGACCUGUUUUGCUAGUGUUGUGCUACAUGAACUGUACAGUCAAACGUGCUUUACAGAUGUCAAGCCCCAUUCUGAGCUCUGCUACAAAUGCCUUGUUCAAUAUGCGCUGUCUUAAAAACAAACAAAAAAAAGUCAGAGGUGUUUGAGGUGCCCUCCUCACCGCGUGACCCCUCUUGGAUUUCUGAACAUAUUAUCUUGACUUUUUUUAUAUAGUGUGUACAGAUGAUUGAGAGAUCAUAGGAACUAGAAGGCUGAAACAUGUUAACUUUUAACAUAGCUGGAGUAGAAAAUGGUGUGAAUAAAGAAU
Phycodurus eques (leafy seadragon) is the source of this 7314-nucleotide messenger RNA. It is a transcript of the gene tgfbr1b, whose product is annotated as transforming growth factor, beta receptor 1 b. Lineage: Eukaryota; Metazoa; Chordata; Actinopteri; Syngnathiformes; Syngnathidae. The record is from RefSeq and is a predicted model, not a curated record. Gene Ontology annotation, biological process: cellular response to growth factor stimulus; transforming growth factor beta receptor signaling pathway; heart development. Gene Ontology annotation, molecular function: ATP binding; activin receptor activity, type I; activin binding. The transcript has 9 exons. Gene Ontology annotation, cellular component: activin receptor complex; plasma membrane. Bases 34 to 1557 code for a protein of 507 amino acids.